Daldinia loculata is the source of this 2975-nucleotide messenger RNA. RefSeq lists its product as uncharacterized. Bases 285 to 2975 code for a protein of 896 amino acids. The record is from RefSeq and is a predicted model, not a curated record. The transcript has a single exon. Lineage: Eukaryota; Fungi; Ascomycota; Sordariomycetes; Xylariales; Hypoxylaceae.
GGAGUUGCUCUACGCGUCGUAGCCUCUAUUUAACCCCCUCGUGAAGACUAUAUUACGAGUUGGCCUCGAGGCGAUUCUUUUGAUACCAAUUUUGGUUCGAUAGCCAAAGUUGUACAAUACCUGAUUCUGAUGCUCUUUGUCAUGUCACUGAUACCGGGGGCGGGAGGAGUUGAAGUAAUUGUGGCGUACAUUGUCACUAUUGUCACUACUUUACACACGAAUGAUAGCGUCGCUUGAGAAAUAGAGUUUCUGCCAUCCCGUCGUCUCCGCUCAAGCAUUUUAUUAUGGAGAGCAUCUUCUUCAAGUCAAUCAACUUGGGGAUUCUUGUGGAAAAGGAAAUAGUGGUCCAAACAAAUCAUGAAGUCGUUGGAGACUUGGCAGCGUCCCAUCCGCCAUCUAUCGUAUCUAUUGUUCACUCUGGGCACGACUCGAGGAGGGGAACUACAACUUCUGAGGCGCACGAGAGACCAUCGUCUCGUCCUCAAGGCAAGAUGGUUCCUCGUCCUGACGUCAGGGAGAAUGAAAAUUCUGAAGAGGGCCUUGCCGACUUUCUCCGUAGGGAGCCCCCUUCAGGGAAUUUUAUGUCGAUACCCGACGAUGUGAGCGUUUAUUCAGUCCAUAAGAAGUGGGAUAUGUUUAAAGUCUUUGGGAAAAGGCGAAAGAGUCGAAAGCACCAACCACCGCUUAUUAGACUUCCGGAUACAGCUAUUUCUGCUAGAUCUAUUAGCGGUCACCGAUACAUCGCCAUAUCGAUUCCUUCUGGUAAUUCGCAUUCCGAGUCAAUUCCUACCCAGCAACAUUCAGCACUAAGGCCUAUUGGAGUAAAGUCUCGCCAGGGAAUUGGGUCAGAACAUAGCCUGACGCCUGAUGAUAAUAUCCAGGCCCCGAGGCCUGUAACUGGGGAUCGUGAAUCACAAUCCUCAGCAUCGCUGGCGUCAAGGUCAUUGAGGCAACCAGAAGAAUUCACCUUGCUUGCACCCCCUCCUAGAAAGGUGUCUGCACUUUCAACGGUACCAUCACAAGAAGAAACCUAUUCUGCGAAGGGAAAAGAACCAGAUAAGCAGAAUAAGCCUAAGAGUAGCAUAUUAAGCAAAUUACCGAUAAGUCCUUUAGGGGUUAGGAGGACGACAUCUCUCGCCGAACGAGGAUCUAGGCUGUCUACAAGAAGUUUAGAACAACAGAGUGAGCAACAGAUGAAGGCACCAGACCUUGGACGGCUUGAAAUUGGAACAGUCCCUCAGAUAGUUGAAAGUCCACCUCGGAAACAGACUAUACAAGAAUCUGAGCCGAAGCAACCAGGACAAACUAGCGAUAGCUCUAUGGCGAGAGACAGGUCAAAGAAGGCCGGCAAAUCUCCUGGUAUUCCACGUAUUCUCUCGGCGAAUCGGUUGUCCAUACCAGCUUUGCCGGUACGAACUUCCAGCAAAAGAGCAGUAACAACAACAGCAGCUGAGCCUAGCGAGAUCGGUGAUGCUGCUAUUGAUCGACCGGCACCGAUUAAUGGAGCUACCACUGGUUCUAAUACCGGCGCCAAUGGAAAUGGGGUUGCAAAUGGACCUCGUGCGUCGUUUGCCGAGAGUUUAAUGACAGAAUCCUCGCCAAAGGUGUUAAAAGCAGAGACAGCCACAGCGUACCAUCCCGUCCCUAUAGUGGUUCGUUCGUCUUCACGGCCUGAGAUUAACUCCCCCCUGAAUCUGAAAUUCCCCUCUCCACCCACCACAAACAGAGUUAAUCGCUCGGUGCAGGCGAAUCUUUCACCACCUCCCGCCACAUCUGAAGAAACUACGAGUCGCAAGGAUCGUGUUAGGGAACGGAAGAAAAGAGAUAUGGAAAAGUUAAAGGCCCAGAUGCAUCGACCUCCGGCGUCACGUCUUCUCCGGGGUGAGCCACAAGCCGAAAAUGUCUGGCCAGAGUCUCCGGUGCCUGGCCGGUUUAGUCAAGACCCAGGUUUGCCGCCUUCUAGGCCGUAUUUAACGGGGAAAAUGUCAGAUAUCGGCCCUAUCAGACCUGGUAUUCAACUAAAAUCACCUUACCUAUCAGCAGAGGCUGUUGCGAAGAAGGGACGUGGGAGAAGUAUCAGUGCCCCAAUACUAACUAGUUCAUCUUCUCCAUCCUCUCCAUCCCCUCCCCUAGAAUCCCCAAGAGCGCCUUGGGAGGAUAACACAUCUUACUAUCGCCGAAGAGAACGGCAGGCAGAAAACGAAGAGGCAGCAGCAAGGAGGACACGAUAUGCAGCUCACGCACUAGCGGAGCAAAAGGAGACUCACGAAUGGGUGAUGCGACAGAAGCUUCGGAGACGGUACGAAAAGCUAAAGGAAAGCCGCACCAAAGACAUGGAGAAACGGCUGCGUCACGUAGAACGGAACGGGGAGGUCCUCAUGCAGACUUUAGUAUCUCUGACGGAAACUCUUAACACAUUGUUGCAAGACCGGCGCGCCUUACAACGCAGUGCUUCUUCGGCAUAUCCUGCACAUUCACAGCAUCAAAAACCAACCGAGGGACGCACUCAAUCCUUAAGGUCUGUACGCAGCUUUGACAAUUCGAUCCCAACGCUACGGCCACAACCGGAGCAGGGUGACCUCCCCUUUCGAAGAUACCGUCCUCGGAGCCUACGCCUUUCUGGGCACGGAGCCCAAUCAGGCAUGGGGAGGCGCCCACAGCAGAGCGGAGGAAGGGAAGAAAGCGGCGAGACGGACACCCGCGUGCGUCAGUCGGCAUUAGAAGCACUACAGGCGCAGUUGCAAUCCCAAUCUGGAUUUCCCCGUAGCGCUCGAGCCCGAGGGCCUUCGAGCUACUCUAGCAGCAUUAGCAAUACCCAUAGCGACGGAACUAGUAGCCUCGAGAUCGUAGAGCCGCUUAUGCGCGAACUUCAGGAAGCAGCAGGGCACGGCGUCGAGCGACGCCAGGGGGGGGGAGAACGUGCGGAAGAGGGCAGGAGGCCUUUUAGUGAGAGCGAGGUCUUUAAUCUUUUCUGA